AUGUUAAAUGGUUUUCAUAUUUACAUCAUUCUCAGUGCAUUGUGGUGCAUUUUAAUACUUAUACUAGUAGCAAGAGGGAAAGGUUGGGAGGGUAUCUCGGAGAAGCUCGGGGAAGGUAGAGAGGGUAUCUCGGAGAAGCUAGGGGAAGGUAGAGAGGGUAUCUCGGAGAAGCUAGGGGAAGGUAGAGAGGGUAUCUCGGAGAAGCUAGGGGAAGGUAGAGAGGGUAUCUCGGAGAAGCUAGGGGAAGGUGGAGAGGGGGAAGGUGGAGAGGGUAUCUCGGAGAAGCUAGGUGAAGGUGGAGAGGGUAUCUUGGAGAAGGUAGGGGAACAUGGAGAGGGUAUCUCGGAGAAGCUAGGGGAACAUGGAGAGGGUAUCUCGGAGAAGCUAGGGGAACAUGGAGAGGGUAUCUCGGAGAAGCUAGGGGAACAUGGAGAGGGUAUCUCGGAGAAGCUAGGGGAACAUGGAGAGGGUAUCUCGGAGAAGCUAGGGGAACAUGGAGAGGUUAUCUCGGAGAAGCUAGGGGAACAUGGAGAGGGUAUCUCGGAGAAGCUAGGGGAACAUGGAGAGGGUAUCUCGGAGAAGCUAGGGGAACAUGGAGAGGGUAUCUUGGAGAAGCUAGGGGAACAUGGAGAGGGUAUCUCAGAGGAGGUAGGGGAACAUGGAGAGGGUAUCUCGGAGAAGCUAGGGGAACAUGGAGAGGGUAUCUCGGUGACGCUAGGGGAACAUGGAGAGGGUAUCUCAGAGGAGGUAGGGGAACAUGGAGAGGGUAUCUCAGAGGAGGUAGGGGAACAUGGAGAGGGUAUCUCGGAGUAG
Molecule: messenger RNA, 813 nt
Organism: Biomphalaria glabrata
Lineage: Eukaryota; Metazoa; Mollusca; Gastropoda; Planorbidae
Product: filaggrin-2-like
Exons: 2
Coding region: 1-813 (270 amino acids)
Biological process (GO): lipid transport; lipoprotein metabolic process
Cellular component (GO): extracellular region
Molecular function (GO): lipid binding
Source: RefSeq, a predicted model, not a curated record